This is a messenger RNA of Humulus lupulus (European hop), 1544 nucleotides long. RefSeq lists its product as uncharacterized. The transcript has 6 exons. The coding region runs from base 59 to 1417 and encodes 452 amino acids. NCBI's taxonomy places the organism in Eukaryota, Viridiplantae, Streptophyta, Magnoliopsida, Rosales, Cannabaceae. The record is from RefSeq and is a predicted model, not a curated record.
UCAUCCUGCUGAUGGGAAAGCUUGGAAGGACUUUGACCGAAAUAAUCCAACAUUUGCAAUGGAACCCAGGAAUGUGCGGCUUGGAUUGGCUGCAGAUGGAUUCAAUCCCUUUGGUAAUAUGAGUCUGUCUUAUAGUAUGUGGCCAGUAGUGUUGACGACAUAUAACUUGCCACCAUGGUUGUGCAUGAGAGAAACUAAUUUCAUGUUGAGUUUAUUAAUUCCGGGACCUCAUUCGCCAGGAAAAGAUUUUGAUGUUUUCUUAAGACCAUUGAUUGAUGAGUUAAAAGAAUUAUGGGUGACUGGUGUACAGACUCGAGAUGCAGUCGAUGGCAGUUUCUUCACUCUUCGGGCAGCUUUGAUGUGGACUAUAAACGAUUACCCAGCAAGGAGUAGCCUUUCUGGAUGGACUGCUCAAGCGCCUCCAAGUAAACGUGGACGCCAUAAGGGAUUGAACACGCGGGAAAAGAGGGAACAGUUGGGGCGUCCUCUCCCUCUCGAGUGGGAUGUGCGGGGGAGAACAUAUAAAGAGAUCGGAGAGUACAGCUCAAAUUUCUCAAGAGAGCUCGGAUUACUUGUUCGACAGUACACAGAUCCGGACUGUCCUCAAUGGUCAAAAGUACCAAAUGCCUCGAAAGAAAGAAUACUUGCACAUUUGGAAGAUGAUUUGUUUGAUAUUGGGCGUACUAGAUAUGGAGAAGGGCAUAUGCCUGGGAUCUUGAGAGGCAUUGAUACUUCGUGUGCUAAAAAGUAUUCUGACUGGAAGUACGAUAUUAAAGAGCACUUAACGAUUAAUGGGCCACAAAAUCAUUAUGGUGGUUGCACGGAUACGCAGUGGCAAAAAGCAAUUGAUUUUUUCCGUCGCCCAGAAAUUACGAAACGUUCUGUGGUCAACAAGGAAAAUAGAAAGAAAUUGAAAGAGCUUAGCUAUGGAGGUUCUCAGUCAAUCCCAGCCUUACGCUAUAAAAAGCGCAAUUUAGAGACUGGGCAACUUGAGUCCAUCCCGGAUAGCUGGAUGGAUACUCACCAUAAAUCAGGCACAGGGUGGGUGACAGAGACAGCAAAAAAUACUUGGGAGGAAUUGCGUGCAUACCGCGACACACAGCAGACACAGGCAACUGAUACUGAGAGUUCCACACCAGUUUCGAGUGCGCCUGAAGAUGAAGACAUAUCUUUGGUACAAAAUGUCUUCGGAAAACGACGGGGCCACCAGAAAGGAUAUGGACGUAUCCUUAACAUAAGGGACCGAACUCCAUUUGAUUUUCGUCCUUCACAAACUAGAGAUGAAGAGUUGUCUGAGAUGAGAGAGCGUCUUCGACAGUUAGAGGAGCAUGUCCGGACUCAUUGUAUCACCCCGGGAUCUCAAUCUGCCCCACCACCACCACCCGAUGAUCCUGAUGUUGGAGCACCGACUCAGUAGGACUUAUGUAUGAAUUUUAUUACAAUUGACUAUUACAUUAUCAUGUUUAAGACAAGUCUUUAUUUUAAUUCAACGAAUACACUCUUAUGUUUUUUUUUAUAUCUUUAAUAUAAGUGUUUUAAUUUUA